This is a messenger RNA of Yarrowia lipolytica CLIB122, 1416 nucleotides long. RefSeq lists its product as uncharacterized. Gene Ontology annotation, biological process: post-translational protein targeting to membrane, translocation; SRP-dependent cotranslational protein targeting to membrane, translocation. The record is from RefSeq and is a predicted model, not a curated record. Gene Ontology annotation, cellular component: Sec61 translocon complex; membrane. Gene Ontology annotation, molecular function: transmembrane protein transporter activity; ribosome binding; signal sequence receptor activity. NCBI's taxonomy places the organism in Eukaryota, Fungi, Ascomycota, Dipodascomycetes, Dipodascales.
AUGCUCGAUCUGGUGAAACCAUUCCAGGCCAUUCUGCCUGAGAUUGUUGUUCCUGCUCGAAAGCUCCCUUUUUACGACAAAAUCGCCUACACUGUCGGAAUCGCCAUCACUUUUUUCAUCAUGGCCGGCAUCCCGCUCUACGGCGCCCACGCCUCCACCUCAGACCCCUACUCGUUUACCCGAGCCAUCUCCGCCUCUUCUCACGGCACUCUGAUGGAGCUCGGUGUGGGUCCCAUGGUCACCUCUGGAAUCAUCUUCCAGAUCCUGGGAGGUUUCCAGGCCCUUAAUGUCAAUUUUGACAUUCGAGCCGACCGAGAGCUCUUCCAGAGCGGCCAGAAGAUCUUUGCUCUUCUGCUCACCUUCUUCCAUGCCAUCUUCCUCGUCUUCUUCGCUCAGACUUACGGUACCAUUUCAACCGACUCUGCUGUUUCAGAGCUCUCUCUCGGAGCUGCGGUUCUAAUUGUUGCCCAGCUGACCGCCGCUGGUCUCGUGCUCAUUCUGCUCGGCGAGAUUGUCGACAAGGGCUACUCUUUCGGCUCUGGUUCUGGUCUCUUCACCGCUCUGUCCGUCUCCCAAAACUUCAUGUGGCAGAACCUUGCCCUGCUCAAGGUGCACCAGGAGUUUGUAGGAUCCAUCCCUGCCCUGCUCAUGGGUCUGUGGAAGAACGGACUGUUCAACUUUGGCGGCUCUUACCGAUACGUUAUUGAGAACUCCUUCUUCCGACAGAACCUGCCCAACCUGCUGCAGCUGUACAUGUCUGUGGCCGUGUUCAUGCUGACCAUCUACCUGAACACUUUCCGGGUGGACAUCCCCAUCAAGUCGUCGCGAGUGCGAUCUCUUGCCACCGCAUUCCCCGUCAAGCUGCUUUACACUGGCUCUAUGUGCCUCUUCCUGCUGUCUGCCUUCUCCCAGAACGUUCUCAUCUACUCGCAGUCUCUUUACGUGCAGUUCCCUGACAACCUCAUGGUGCAGGUUCUUGGUAGCUGGGGAGCUGACGGCUCUCCCGUGGGCGGCAUUGCCUAUUACAUCAGUCCCAACAACUUUGGAUACGAUGUCAUCAAGAUGGUGCUCUACUCUGUUUACACCAUUGUGGGCUGCACUCUCUUUUCCAAGUACUGGGCUGAGAUUUCCGGCUCCGCCCCCAAGGACGUGGCCAAGCAGUUCCAGGCCCAGUCCAUUGUGAUUGUCGGCCAGCGAGCCCAGUCUGCUCCCCGAGAGCUGGCCAAGGUCAUCCCCGUGGCUGCUGCUGUUGGUGGAGCUGUUGUGGGCGCCAUUGUGGCCUUCUGCGACAUUUUUGGCGGUCUUGGAGCCUCUGCCGCACCCAUGAUUGUCGCCGUGACUUCCAUGAACAAUUAUUUUGAGAUUCUUGCCCAGGAGGGUGAUAUUGCUCAGAUGGGCAAGGCUUUUGGAAUGUAG